CAUCAUUCUACGACUAUAGAAACGUAGAAACGAUAGAAAGUACAAUCGGAAGUAUUUCGCUGAUGGGUUUAAAACCAGCUAUUAGCGGUCUUAGUGGAUAUACACCUGUGUCGAGAAAAUAACGAUUUCUGACAGAUCAGGAUACAAAUAAACCCAGAAAGAAAUAACUUGUUUGCUUAACUAAGACGCAAACCGAUCGACAAGAAUCUUAUUGGACAAAUGUAAUUUUCCUGGGAUUUUAAUGAUCAGAGAAUCGGUGAUUUCUUUCAUACAAGAUGAAGUAGACAUUGAACUCUGGUUCUCUGAAAUAGAAGGAGUCACUUCUGAUUAAUUUGUUACCAUAUUUUAACAAUAAGGAUCAGUUUUCGAUGGGGUUUUUGAAAGAUUAAUCUGGCCUAGCGAUAAUUGGACAUACGAUCUUUCCGCUACUUGAUACUCACGAUAGAGAUAGCAGAUUUAGCAGAUAACGUUGGAUCGGAAUCGAAGGCCAAAACAUACUACUGAGAACUGCUAACAACUUGUUUGAAAUUGAUCGUAAAAACAAAAUCAUUAUCGCUAAACGAAGGUUACUUUGCAACUUACACUUUUAGGGUGACACGAGAAUCCAAUCUCCUGUAUCAAACCGCUGAACACGUCUACGAGAGCCCCAAGCUUUUCAGAAAAAGGACCUACAUCGACCGGACAAUACAAGAUAGAUGCAUUGAUGAUAAAGGACUUGUAAAAUUAUUUAUCUCUGUGUAUCAUCUUCGUGAUGGAUUAAUAAACAACGACAAACAAUAGUAGGGGAUAAAGACUUAAAGGAACAACAUAAUCAUGGAUCUAGCGAAGCGUAUCCAAUGUUUUUCAGUGAUUAUAUAUUGUCUUUUAGCAGCCAAUGUGGCACUAAAAGUGAAGAAGGCCCCUCGAGAUACUGCUGCUAAAGUAGGAUCCACCGUAAUACUACAUUGUCAUGUUGAAAAAUCCAGACAUGAUCAUUUUGUCCAAUGGUUUGGCUAUGCACCCCGACCUGACAAAUAUGGCGGUCAGAUUUCGGCAAAUGGUGAAAUUGUUAUCAGUGCAGCAGAAUCGAAGUAUUCAGUUAGCCGGGUUGAACCUUAUAAUCUGAUCAUUACCAAUUUGGACAAAGAUGACGGUGGCAGGUAUAAGUGCAACGAUGCGUACACAGGGGAUGCCAUAGGAGGAGUUCAACCACACUUAGUCGUCCUGAGUAAGCUACGUUGCCCAGAGGAAGUAACCACCUUGAAUGAAAAUCAAACUUUCCAUAUAAACUGUUCAGUGAAUCAUACUGGAGCUGCGGACAUGAAAAUGGUACCACAUUUCAAGUGGAUCAUGAACGCGUCUCCAAUGACGCGUGCUGUUACUCAAACAGGUCUAGACAGCACUACAACUACUGUCAGUAUGAUUGCUUACCCUAGUCUCCACGGCACCGAAUUGACAUGUGGGUACGAGGUAAUGGGAAUGCAUGAUCAAUGUUAUACAAAGCUAGAAGUUCGCUAUGCCCCUCGACCACCUCGGAUCAAGAUUCAUAAUAAAGACGUAACCAAGAAAAACAUAAGUGCACGACUUGGGGAAGGGAUUAUUCUGGACUGUGUUACUUCCGGUUUUCCAUCACCCACAUUUACUUGGCUCUACAAGGAUCAUGACGGUAUAUUUAAGCAUCUAGCAUUCGAGAGUAAGUUCAAAUUAUAUGGAUUGAUGAUGAGGCAUACUGGGGAAUAUAUGUGCGCAGUAAAAAAUGAUGUUAACAAAGUUGGCGAAAAUACAACAGUAUAUCUAAAAAUAGUUGAUAGCCAAGCACACACAUCCGAAGUCACUAGCCACCUAAAGAAGGGUGUCAUUGCUGGUACCGUUAUUGUAGUCAUAUUGUGUACAGUAGCAACAGUUAUCAUACUUUUAGCGUGGAGGGCUCGAAAAACACACAGACGAGUAUUAAAAGCAGACGCGAGAUAUCGCGAGACUGCUCGAGACUCUCCAAACGCAUCACCCGCGAGAACUCAGCGACAGGGUGAUGCUGCAGUAAGGACAAGGACGCUUGAAUUGCGAUCCAAAGAACCAGAAACAUGUAACUGUUCAGAAGCAGAGUGCUGCGAGGAUCUUACAGAUAGAACUAGGUUCAUUUAUGCCGAUCUAGAUGGAGAAACUACUGAACCGAAGACAACAACUGCGGCGUUAACUCUUGUAUGACAGCGCUAAUUUCAAUAAAUAAAAAUAAUGAUCUAAAUGAUGUAUAAUAAUAUGUAAAUAUCGCUCCUUAUCUAGUCAUGCGUACAUGUUCAGUAUAUCUGCUGCAAUAUAAGCUGUCAUUUUUGAGUUAAAUGCAUGAGUGUGAUACUAUGAGAUUGACAAUGUUCUCACCAAAACAGUUAUACAUCUGAAUUCCCUUCAUCUGAGUUUAUGAUCUAGAGUUUCUACUCAUCUGAGUCUCAACUCAUCUGAGUCUCAACUCAUCUGCCACUUUCAUAUACUAGUUUGAAUUUCUACUCAUUUCAUUAAUCAUAUGUAAAUAAAAUAUUCAUGGUACUUAAUUCUCUGCGCAUGCGUUGGAACGCAUUGGUGUGUUCAAGGAGGAUUGGCUCCCAAGUGCAACAUCGAUAUCUUCGCCAUAUAUGGGCAUAUCAUGAUUACAAAAUUCGAAUUCA
Molecule: messenger RNA, 2639 nt
Organism: Owenia fusiformis
Lineage: Eukaryota; Metazoa; Annelida; Polychaeta; Sabellida; Oweniidae
Source: the annotation of a GenBank genome assembly